AUGGAAGUCUCCCUUUAUAUGUAUGACCUCUCUCGAGGUCUUGUGCGGAUGAUGUCUGCGAGCCUGAUCGGCGUCCAGCUCGAUGCAAUGUACCACACGUCUAUUGUGUUGGAAGGCGUGGAAUAUGUCUACGAUGGCGGGCUAAAACAGGUCAAACCAGGCUCGACCCAUCUGGGCCAGCCUUUGAGGAAGAUGGUAUUGGGGAAAACCGAGCUUCCUAUGGAGGUUAUCCAAGAUUAUUUCGAAUCGCUACGGCCAAUUUACACAUUCGAGGCGUAUGACCUUUGGCGACACAACUGCAAUAACUUCACAAAUGAUUUUGCAACCUUUCUGGUCGGAAGAGGCAUACCAAGCCACAUCACCGACAUGCCCCAGACAGUACUCAACAGCCCCAUGGGACGGCUGCUGCAACCAGCGAUCGAUGAUGCAAUUAGAAACAGCCAAAAUCGACAACGAACAGGAGGGCUGCUAGGCAUCGAAGAUGAUACCGCUAUCAUGGCAAGAAACCUAAAUUCCCGCCAGUGUGCAGAAGCAGUCAGAACGCCUGCCAGUCUCAAAGAACUGAACGACCUGCUCGCUUCUGCGCAUGAGUCCUGUGCAGUCGUGUUCUUCACAUCCGCGACUUGUUCACCAUGCCGAACUCUUUAUCCGGUUUAUGAGGAGCUUGCAGCAGAGCUAUCUCAUAAAUGCGUGUUUAUUAAAAUUGACAUUAGCAAGGCUAUGGGCGCGCAGCAGACAUUCUCAGUAAAUGCCACUCCAACCUUUAUCACGUUCCUAGGCGGCAAAGAGGAGCGUCGCUGGUCUGGCGCGGAUGUCAAUGCGCUGCGAGGUAAUGUUAAGCUGUUGACGGUAAUGGCCUGGCCAGCACACCCGCACGAGUCUCUCAAGCUCCCACAAUUACGAGGGGCCUCGGUGAAGCCAAUCGUCUUCAAACGUAUCCCACCGCUGGAUAAAUUGUUAGCAAAGAUAGGCGACGCAGGUCGAUUGCCAGCUGUGCAAGGAGUCAAAUACUUCAUAGCCACCAGCGAGGCAGAAGGUGCCGCGGCGUCGACGCUGCCUGACCUGGAUGCGUUCAGUCACUUUCUACGGAAAUCAAUUACAACUGUGCCUGUUGAGAAAAUGUUUGCUGUGCUGGACUUAGUCCGCAUCGCCAUCGCCGACCCUCGAUUCAGCGGGUAUUACGCCCAAGAAAAAGACCACAAGACCAUUGCACCGCUACUAGAGUAUGCCAACAAGGCCGAAGACCCUCCAUAUGCUCUGAGGCUCGUCGCGCUACAACUGACCUGCAAUUUGUUUUCCUCCUCGUUGUACAUUCACCACAUUCUAAAUUGUUCGGCUUUGAGGAUACCAAUCAUCCAACUUACUGCCUCUUGUUUACUAGAUGAAAAACAUCAGAAUAUCCGCAUAGCAGCUGCAUCUGUGACAUUGAACAUUGCUACUGCGAACAGCCUGGUACGCAGAGAGGAUCACCACGAGGCGUUGCCGGAAGAUGACCAGGUUGAGCUGGCUGCAUCAUUAUUAGAAGCUAUCCGCACAGAGGAGGAAUCGCAUGAAGCAUUGAAUGGGUUCUUGUUAGCCAUCGGGCAGCUAAUAUACUGCGCAAAGAAAGAUGGGGAAGUGGUUGACCUGCUCAAGAUUUUGGAUGCCCAAGCCACGAUACUGUCGAAGAAGGGAUCAUUCCCUGACGAGGGAUUAAUAACUGAGAUUGGAAAUGAGUUGCUUGGAAGUUAUGAUUCUGAUUCUACGGAAGCACAGCACGUAAUAGAGCAAGAUACCCAUACCUAG
Pseudogymnoascus destructans is the source of this 1785-nucleotide messenger RNA. RefSeq lists its product as uncharacterized. The record is from RefSeq and is a predicted model, not a curated record. NCBI's taxonomy places the organism in Eukaryota, Fungi, Ascomycota, Leotiomycetes, Thelebolales, Thelebolaceae. The transcript has 3 exons. Gene Ontology annotation, biological process: protein modification by small protein removal. Bases 1 to 1785 code for a protein of 594 amino acids. Gene Ontology annotation, molecular function: peptidase activity.